Peromyscus californicus insignis is the source of this 1566-nucleotide messenger RNA. RefSeq names its product transmembrane serine protease 2 (gene Tmprss2). Gene Ontology annotation, molecular function: serine-type endopeptidase activity; protein binding. The transcript is spliced from 12 exons. The record is from RefSeq and is a predicted model, not a curated record. NCBI's taxonomy places the organism in Eukaryota, Metazoa, Chordata, Mammalia, Rodentia, Cricetidae. The coding region runs from base 1 to 1566 and encodes 521 amino acids. Gene Ontology annotation, cellular component: membrane. Gene Ontology annotation, biological process: proteolysis.
AUGGCUUUGAACUCAGGGUCACCUCCAGGAAUUGGACCUUACUAUGAGAACCACGGGUAUCAGUCUGAGCACUUCUAUCCCCCGAGGCCACCUGUGGCUCCCAAUGGCUGCAACCUGUAUCCAGCUCAGUACUACCCAUCUCCAGUGCCUCAAUAUGCCCCGAGGGUUACAACGCAGGCCUCAACACCUGUCAUCCGCACACAGCCCAAGUCCUUAGGGACACUGUGCACCUCAACCUCACAGACCAAGAAAUCCUUGUGUGUCGCCCUCGCCCUGGGCACUGUCCUUGUGGGUGCUGUUGUGGCUGCUGUCUUGCUUUGGAGGUUCUGGGAUAGCAAGUGCUCUACCUCUGAGAUGGAGUGUGGGUCUUCGGGCACCUGCAUCAGCUCUUCUCUCUGGUGUGACGGGAUAUCACACUGCCCCAACGGGGAAGAUGAGAACCGGUGUGUUCGCCUCUAUGGACCAAGCUUCACCCUCCAGGUUUACUCAUCUCAGAGGAAAGCUUGGUAUCCCGUAUGCCAGGAUGACUGGAAUGAGAGCUACGAUAGAGCAGCAUGUAAAGACAUGGGAUACAAGAACAAUUUUUAUUCUAGCCAAGGAAUACCAGACAGCACCGGAGCAACAAGCUUCAUGAAGCUGAAUGUAAGCGCAGGCAACAUAGACCUCUAUAAAAAGCUCUAUCACAGUGACUCCUGUUCAUCCCGCAUGGUGGUUUCUUUGCGCUGUAUAGAGUGUGGAGUCCGCUCAGUGAGACGUCAGAACAGGAUUGUGGGCGGAUCGAGUGCCUCACUAGGAGAUUGGCCCUGGCAGGUCAGCCUGCAUGUCCAAGGCGUCCAUGUCUGUGGAGGCUCCAUCAUCACCCCUGAGUGGAUUGUGACAGCUGCUCACUGUGUGGAAGAACCUCUCAGCAACCCGAGGUACUGGACGGCAUUCACAGGGAUUUUGAGACAGUCUCUCAUGUUCUAUGGAAGAAGACACCAGGUAGAAAAAGUGAUUUCCCAUCCAAAUUACGACUCUAAGACCAAGAAUAACGACAUCGCUCUCAUGAAGCUGCAGACGCCUCUGACUUUUAACGACGAAGUGAAGCCAGUGUGUCUGCCAAACCCAGGCAUGAUGCUGGACCUAGCCCAGGAAUGCUGGAUUUCAGGGUGGGGGGCCACCUAUGAGAAAGGGAAGACCUCGGAUGUGCUGAAUGCUGCCAUGGUACCCUUGAUUGAGCCCUCCAGAUGUAAUAGUAAAUACAUAUACAACAACCUUAUCACACCAGCCAUGAUCUGUGCCGGCUUCCUGCAGGGCACUGUGGACUCUUGCCAGGGAGACAGUGGAGGGCCACUGGUUACUUUGAAGAAUGACAUCUGGUGGCUGAUUGGGGACACAAGCUGGGGCUCCGGCUGUGCCAAGGCAUUCAGACCUGGAGUGUACGGGAACGUGACAGUAUUUACAGACUGGAUCUACCAGCAAAUGAGGGUAACUUCCCUAAUUCCUGGGUUAUCUAUCUCCUUGAGCUCAAGCCACAGGUCUGGGAGGAAUGCACCAUGGCAGGAAACAGACACUUUCAAGGCCUGA